AUGGCUAAGGCAUCAACAAUCCCGAAUACGGCCGCUGGUCCUGAAACUGAGCAACAAUCGCCGCUCCUCAACCUCCCUCCGGAACUGCGCAACGUCGUCUACGAGUACGUUUUCCAUGGUAAUGGUCCAGCCAACUUCGACGCAGCGACAGUGGUAGCGCACAAGCAGCUCUUGAAUACUUGGACGGAGAUCCGGAACGAAGCAUCUACCAUCCUCUAUGGCAAGCACAGCUUCACCAUCGACGCAGACCAGCCCAUGCAAGCCCUGAGAACUUUCUGCCAGCUCAACUAUCUUGGUCCUCUCUCGAACCAUGAGUGUCUCAUCGUCCGGUUCGAGAUCGAUCUGACUGGUUUGGAAGGUCUUACUGCCAGACAGGUUGCCGCCGCCCUGUAUCACAGGUGCAGAGCUCUUUUCAAAGGAAUUUCUGAUUUAGCGUUGCUGUUAUGCGGCCAAAGAGUGCGUGCAGAAGCUGUGGCCUCGGAGCAGGUGCUCACCGGUCCAUCUGCACCUGGCGCCAAAAGACUUCUCAAUCGUAUUGUGAAUGGGUUUUACAGGAGGUUGCGCAGCUAUCAAGUUGGAAGGCGUAAGCAGGGGAGUGUGAUUCGACAAAGCCAAGCCCUCCCCACGCAUGUGCAACCAUUAGAGAAGCAAAAGGCUCUGUUGUUUGAGAGACGCAAGCGGCAGGAAGCAGGUCAUGUCGUGUGCCAUUGA
Molecule: messenger RNA, 711 nt
Organism: Saxophila tyrrhenica
Lineage: Eukaryota; Fungi; Ascomycota; Dothideomycetes; Mycosphaerellales; Extremaceae
Exons: 1
Coding region: 1-711 (236 amino acids)
Source: RefSeq, a predicted model, not a curated record